Molecule: messenger RNA, 2291 nt
Organism: Mustela lutreola (European mink)
Lineage: Eukaryota; Metazoa; Chordata; Mammalia; Carnivora; Mustelidae
Gene: GLMN
Product: glomulin, FKBP associated protein
Exons: 19
Coding region: 366-2168 (600 amino acids)
Cellular component (GO): cytoplasm
Molecular function (GO): ubiquitin-protein transferase inhibitor activity
Source: RefSeq, a predicted model, not a curated record
CGGAGGACCUGGCGCCACGGCCUGCAAAGCCCCGCGAGGUCAUGGGGCCCGAAUGCCUAGGCGAGCAGGAAUCGGGAGAAAUGGCUUCCCUUGGAUGCACUCCGCACGCGCGCUGGAGUUUUAGCCGCCCUGGAGCGCGCGGCCGUGAGGACCCGGCUGACCCGUACCCCCGCUGCGGGCCUGGGGCUGGGUUUUCCCUCUGGGCCUGCGGGAACGGAACGGUGCUCCCCUGAGGGCUGCUGGUUCCUUCGUCUCAGUGCGAUACAGGGAUUACACCAACUGGAUUAUUUGGGGGACUGCAUCUCUUACAGCAAAAUGUCCGGGUCACACUUGGGGCGCAUCAAAACUAGGAAAAAUAACGAGGGAUGGCUGUAGAAGAGCUUCAAUCCAUAAUAAUGAGAUGUCAAAUCCUAGAAGAACAAGACUUUAAAGAAGAAGAUUUUGGCCUAUUUCAGUUAGCAGGCCAAAGAUGCAUAGAUGAAGGACAUAUAGAGCAGCUAUUAGAAAUUAUUCAAAAUGAAAAGAAUAAGGUCAUUAUCAAGAAUAUGGGCUGGAAUCUUGUUGGUCCUGUUGUUCGAUGUCUUUUGUGGAAUAAGGACGAUGAGAAGAGAAAAUACUAUUUUCUGAUGCUUGAUUUAUUGGUAAAGUUAUGUAAUCCAAAGGAAUUAUUGUUGGGUUUGCUUGAACUGAUUGAAGAGCCCUCUGGAAAACAGAUAUCCCAAAUUAUUCUUCUUUUACUUCAGCCAUUACAAACAGUGAUUCAGAAGCUUCAUAACAACAAGGCAUAUUCAGUGGGAUUAGCAUUGUCCACCCUCUGGAGUCAGCUAUCUCUCCUUCCUGUUCCAUACUCAGAAGAACAAAUACAAACAGAUGACUAUGGCCUUUGUCAGUGUUGCAAAGCGUUAAUAGAGUUCACUAAACCUUUUGUGGAAGAAGUCAUUAAUGACAAAGAAAACUCACUGGAAAAUGAAAAUGAAAAGUUAAAGGAUGAAUUACUGAAAUUUUGUUUCAAAAGCUUGAAAUGCCCUUUGCUGACAGCACAGUUCUUUGAGCAGUCCAAAGAAGCUGGAAAUGAUCCUUUAAGAUGUUUUGCAUCUGAAAUAAUAGGCUUUUUAUCAGCAGUUGGACAUCCUUUCCCCAAAAUGAUUUUUAAUCAUGGAAGGAAAAAGAGGACUUGGGACUAUCUUGAAUUUGAGGAAGAAGAAGACAAACAGUUAGCAGACUCUAUGGCUUCUCUGGCCUAUCUGGUAUUUGUACAGGGCAUCAGUAUUGAUCAGCUUCCAAUGGUCUUAAGCCCAUCGUACCUUUUGCAAUUUAAUAUGGGGCAUAUUGAAGUCUUUUUGCAAAGAACAGAAGAGUCUGUUUUCUCCAAAGGAGUGGAUCUGUUGGAGAAUGGUUUAUUGAGAAUAGAAGACAACAGUCUACUUCACCAGUACUUAGAAAUCAAGAGCUUUCUUACUGUACCUCAGGGCUUAGUCAAAGUAAUGACACUUUGCCCCAUUGAGACAUUGAGAAAAAAGAGUUUAGCUAUGCUUCAACUGUAUAUUAACAAGUUGGAUUCACAAGGCAAAUAUACAUUAUUUAGGUGCUUAUUGAAUACAAGCAAUCAUUCAGGUGUGGAGGCUUUCAUUAUUCAGAAUAUCAAAAAUCAAAUUGAUGUGUCAUUAAAGAGAACACAUAACAACAAAUGGUUUACAGGCCCACAGCUGAUUUCACUUCUAGAUUUGGUACUCUUUCUCCCAGAGGGUGCAGAAACAGAUUUACUCCAAAACUCAGAUAGGAUAAUGGCUUCAUUAAAUUUAUUGAGAUAUUUGGUUAUCAAAGAUAAUGAAAAAGACAAUCAAACUGGAUUAUGGACAGAACUUGGAAAGAUUGAGAAUAAUUUCUUAAAGCCACUCCAUACAGGACUUAAUAUGUCAAAAGCACAUUAUGAAGCAGAAAUUAAAAACAGCCAAGAAAAUAGCCAAGAAGUCCAAAAGUCUAAAGAUCUUUGUUCUGUAACUGUAGGUGGAGAAGAGAUCCCUAAUAUGCCUCCUGAAAUGCAGCUUAAGGUCCUACAUUCAGCUCUUUUCACAUUUGAUUUGAUUGAAAGUGUUCUGGCUCGAGUAGAAGAACUCAUUGAAAUAAAAACAAAGUCUACCCCUGAAGAAAAUAUUGGGAUAAAGUGAAACCUGCAUUUCCUAAAUAAAAACUAGUAAAAUACUUUAUUUUCCCUUAUGAUUAUUUAAUACCUUUAUAAAGACUUUUCUGUAAAAUACUGCUAGAAAAAUAAAUGUAGCUUUUCCCAUUUA